Molecule: messenger RNA, 1517 nt
Organism: Cucurbita moschata (crookneck pumpkin)
Lineage: Eukaryota; Viridiplantae; Streptophyta; Magnoliopsida; Cucurbitales; Cucurbitaceae
Exons: 5
Coding region: 141-1271 (376 amino acids)
Source: RefSeq, a predicted model, not a curated record
AUAACCCAAAAACCGCCUUUAGUUGUUCUUGAGCUUCUCUGUUUUUUCCCACGCCCUCGCUUUACUUUCAGAUCUAUUCCUUCCCUUGUUCCCUGCGAAAUUCAGGGCGAGGUCUGAUCUGUGGGUAGCCGAGGGCUGUAAUGGCGGGGGGCGUGAACCGGAAGAUAUCGGCAGCAUCGGCCAGAGCUCAUACGAGGAAAACUAAACGGAGCAGUUCUUCCCCGAUUUCUUCAGGAUUGGUAAGGAAUAUAGCAGUGCUGCUCUUUUUUGGGUUUUUAGCCUGGGGUUAUCAGGCAAUCCGGCCUCCUGCACCAAAAAUAUGUGGCUCCCCCGAUGGCCCUCCCAUCACAGCACCAAGAAUAAAGCUUAGAGAUGGUAGGUAUUUGGCAUAUAAGGAGCAUGGGGUUCCAAAAGAUUCAGCUAAAUACAAAAUUAUCUUUGUCCAUGGCUUCCGUUCUUGCAGACACGAUGCCGGUGUUGCAAAUACCAUCUCUCCGGACGUAAUUGAAAAUUUAGGAAUCUACAUUGUAUCAUUUGACAGAUCUGGUUAUGGAGAAAGCGAUCCAAAUCCAAAUCGAACUCCAAAAAGCACUGCUUAUGAUAUCGAGGAGCUAGCUGAUCAAUUGGGGCUAGGAUCCAAAUUCUAUGUUAUUGGAUUUUCCAUGGGUGGCCAGGUAGUUUGGAGCUGUCUAAAAUAUAUUCCUAACAGGCUAGCAGGGGCAGCGCUAUUGGCACCAGCUAUUAACUACUGGUGGUCUGGGCUCCCUGCAAACUUAACGAAUGAAGCCUUCUACCAACAGUCUGAACAGGAUCAGUGGGCAGUUCGUGUGGCUCACUACACCCCCUGGCUUACCUAUUGGUGGAAUACACAAAGAUUGUUUCCUUCUUCUAGUAUUAUUGCAGCUAGUUCCAGGAAUCUAUCUCAUCAAGACAAAGAACUCGAGUCCAAGCUAGUGGGAAGGAAAGAAUGUCAGCCUAUAUUUAGCCAACAAGGAGAACACGAGUCCAUCCACAGGGACGCGAACGUUGGAUUUGGGAAGUGGGAAUUCAGUCCCCUGGAUCUGGAAAACCCAUUCCCAGGGAAUGAAGGUUCAGUUCAUUUAUGGCAGGGAGAUGAAGACAAGAUCGUGCCUUUCGCCCUCCAACGUCACAUUGCCAAACAGCUUCCAUGGAUUCAUUAUCACGAGGUAGCAGGUGCUGGGCAUAGAUUUCCCAAUGCUGAUGGCAUGUCUGAAUCCAUCAUCAAAGCCCUUCUUCUCAACGAGAAAUAGGCUUUUAUUUAUUACAUCUUCUUCUGGGUUGGGUUGGUGGUCCUUCAGUACUCCAUUUUUUUUUUGUCUCUCUCGCCCUUGGUACAUUAUAUUUAUAGCGGUCCUCAUUUGGCUGUAUUGAGCUCUACUUUUGCUUGGAGGACAAUGGAUACUUUUACCAUGCUCUCUCUUAUUGAUCUUUGAAAUUAAGGGUUGAAAGUGUCAUUCCAUCCUUUUGUUAUCCAUUCAGUGUCCCGAGUGAAAUUA